Messenger RNA from Ailuropoda melanoleuca (giant panda), 2440 nucleotides. It is a transcript of the gene CDHR5, whose product is annotated as cadherin related family member 5. The record is from RefSeq and is a predicted model, not a curated record. The transcript has 15 exons. Gene Ontology annotation, molecular function: calcium ion binding; beta-catenin binding; cadherin binding. The coding region runs from base 290 to 2365 and encodes 691 amino acids. Gene Ontology annotation, cellular component: catenin complex; plasma membrane; adherens junction. Gene Ontology annotation, biological process: cell-cell junction assembly; multicellular organism development; adherens junction organization. Lineage: Eukaryota; Metazoa; Chordata; Mammalia; Carnivora; Ursidae.
CCAGGGUGCCCUGAGCACCUUCCGUUCGUGCCUCCGUGUCUGAGACCUGAGUGGCCGUGGGCCCCCGCCUGUGGCGCAGCUCUGGUGGGGAACCGCCAGGUCUCCCCCUCCCGGCAGUAGGCUAGGCCUGGCCAGGCGGCCGGCGGGAGCCCCCUUGGUGGAGGCCGUGGCUGGUAAAAGAUCAUAACGUGGGGCGGUGCCCGGCAGGGGCGAAGGUCGCCCGGGCUGAGACGCCACCACCAGCGGCAGCCAGCUGCUCAGAGGGCCCGGCCGGCGGACGGCCGCCGAGAUGGGGGCUUGGGCCCUGCUGCUGCCACUGCUCAUGGCCACGGCCCAGGCCCAGGUCUGCUCUGUGAGCAACGCCAUCUUCGAAGUCCAGGAGAACACGAAUCCGAGCGGGCCCCUGACGGACAUCGAUGUCCCUGCGGGCCAGCAGGUGACCCUCGGACCGUCGUCCACCCCCUACGCGUUUCGGAUCCAGGGGACUCAGCUGUUUCUCAACAUCACUCCCGACUACGAGGAGAACACAAUGCUGGAGGCGCACCUGGAGUGCAGGAGUGGUAGCACCGUGGUGACCCAGCUGAGAGUGUUCGUGUUUGUGCUGGACAUCAACGACAACCCGCCCACGUUCCCCUUUGAAGUCAAGGUGGAGAAUAUCCCUGAGGACACUAAAGUGAACACCACAGUCAUCCCUGGGACGGAACUGGAGGCCCAGGACCUCGACAAGGACGACAUACUGUUCUACACCCUCCAGGAGGUGACCCCGGGCGCCAGUAACUUCUUCUCCUUGGUGGGUACCAACCUGCCCGCUCUGCGGCUGGACCGGACACUGGACUUCCACACGUGGCAGAGCAUGACCUUCCGGCUGCUGGUGCGGGACACACAGGGGGAGAAUGUGGAGCCCAGCCACACGGCCACGGCCACCCUGGUCCUGGAGGUGCAGCCUGCUGACCUUCGCCCCCCCUGGUUCCUGCCCUGUGCCUAUUCAGAUCCUUACGUCUGCAUCAACGCCGAGUACCGUGAGGCUGUCCCCACGGGGCACAAACUGCCAGCUUCCCUCAUCCUACGUCCUGGGCCCAUCCACGCCGUGGACGGGGAUCGGGGCAUCAACCAGCGUAUCCUCUACAGCAUUAUGAGGGGACAAGAAGAUGGCACAUUUGCCAUUGACACUGACUCGGGCAACCUCACCAUGACCAGAAGUGUCCCCAGCCCAGAGACCUUCACUCUGCUGGUCAAGGGCGAGCAGGCAGACCACGCCCGCUACUCGGUGACCUGGGUCACAAUUGAGGCCCGAAAUGCCACCGGGAGCCCGCCCCACUUCCCCGAGAGCCGGUACCACGGGACUGUGGCACGAGGCUCUGGAGCAGGCGUGGAGGUCAAAGACGCCACCGCCCCCGCCCAGCCUCUGAGGAUCUGGGCCCAGGACCCUGACUUUCCGGACCUCAACUCUGCCAUCACGUACCGCAUCACCAAUAACACCAACUUCCGGAUGGACGGCGAGACCGUGCUGACCACCGCCCUGCUGGCCGAUGUGGGGGUCUUCUAUGCAGAGGUCGAGGCCAAUAACACAGUGACCGCAGGCACAGCAACCACAGUGGUGGAGAUACAGGUGCUGGAGCGGGAAGAGCCCACCCCCACAGCCUCGCCCAGUGGGGGCUCGACAGAGACGCUGAACCCAGGAACCUCUCAGACGAUGACCCCUGGGCCCAGCAGGACCCCACAGCCCUCAGGGCCACCCCAGACCGGAGGAGGCAGCACUUCGGGGGACGGCGAGCCCGGAGUCAGCCAAGCUGAGGACCGGCGCUUCUCUGUCGUGGACAUGGCGGCCCUGGGCGGGGUGCUGGGCGCACUGCUGCUUCUGGCUCUCAUUGCCCUCCUCAUCCUGGUCCACAAGCACUACGGCCAACGGCUCAAGUGUUGCUCUGGGAAAGAUCUGGAGAGCCAGCCCCUCAGCUUUGACGACCAGGCCUUCGUUGCCCCCCAAGAGGCCAACUGGGCGCCGGCUCCCCACUCCUCACCCGGCCCCACUCGGGCUGCAGCUCCGGAGCCCCCGGAGCCUGCGCCCCCAGAGCCCCCCAGCACCGCGGCCCCUCGCCCAGCCUCAGAGUCCCCUGAGGUGGCCCGCGAUGGAGACGGCCCGGCAGCAGUGAGGUCCAUCCUGACCAAGGAGCGGCGGCCUGAGGGCGGCUACAAGGCCGUGUGGUUCGGGGAGGACAUCGGCGCUGAGGCGGACGUGGUGGUUCUGAACACGCCCGCCUCGGACGCGGCCCGCACCGCCGACUCCGGCAGCGAGGCCAGCAGCGACGAGGACGCGGACGAGGAUCCCCACGCCGACGUGCCGGGCGCCGGCUCCACCUACGUCUAGCUGGGCUCCUCGGCUCCUCGGCUCCUCGGCUCCUCGGCUCCUCGGCUCCUCGGCUCCUCGGCUCCUCGGCUCCUC